Sinocyclocheilus rhinocerous is the source of this 3761-nucleotide messenger RNA. Its product is annotated as 1-phosphatidylinositol 4,5-bisphosphate phosphodiesterase beta-1-like. The record is from RefSeq and is a predicted model, not a curated record. Gene Ontology annotation, biological process: phosphatidylinositol-mediated signaling; G protein-coupled receptor signaling pathway; phosphatidylinositol metabolic process. Gene Ontology annotation, molecular function: phosphatidylinositol-4,5-bisphosphate phospholipase C activity; calmodulin binding; calcium ion binding. Lineage: Eukaryota; Metazoa; Chordata; Actinopteri; Cypriniformes; Cyprinidae. Gene Ontology annotation, cellular component: cytoplasm; nuclear speck. The coding region runs from base 276 to 3317 and encodes 1013 amino acids. The transcript is spliced from 27 exons.
UGAUCGCUCUUUCUCACUGCUGCUCAUUUGCUCCGCGUCUUCGAUCACUCCUUUCGUUCUCAAUCACAAAUCGUUCAGUCCAAUCAGACAGCAUGCGUUUAACGCGUCCGCGCGCCAAGCGCUUCUAAAUGACCAUCCGUGCGCGUAAAGCGUUUCCAUUCACCACAACUGUUCCGCUGUCAUCCAGCGCGCUCCGCUUUGGCUUCUUCCCGGAGAAGAAAGAGAGACUCUUGAUUUUCCCCUCUGCUGCUUUGGGUGUAAAUGUUGAAGCUUGAAUGGCUGGAGCUCAACCUGGCGUUCAUGCGCUUCAACUCAAGCCGGUGCGCGUGUCUGAGAGUCUGAAGCGAGGCAGCAGAUUUAUGAAAUGGGAUGAGGAUUCUUCUGCGGUGACUCCAGUGACGUUACGCGUCGAUCCGCAGGGAUACUUCCUGCACUGGACGGAUCAGAAUAAGGAGACAGAUCUAUUGGACAUCACCUACAUCAAAGAUGCAAGAACGGGGAAAUGCACCAAAACGCCAAAGGAAGCGAAGCUGCGGGAGCUGCUGGAUGUGGGGAAUCUGGUGGGCCGGAUAGAGAACCGGAUGCUGACGGUGGUGACGGGGCCAGACAUGGUCAACAUCCAGUACCUGAACUUCAUGGCCUUCCAAGAAGACGUCGCCAAGGAGUGGGCAGAUGAGCUCUUCAGUCUGGCGUCUAACCUGCUCGCUCAAAACAUGGGCCGAGAGUCCUGUCUGGAGAAAGCCUUCACGAGACUCAAGCUGCAGACGAAUCAAGAGGGUCGAAUCCCAGUGAAAAACAUCUUCCGCUUGUUCUCGACCGACCGGAAGCGUGUGGAGACGGCGCUGGAGAGCUGCAAUCUUCCGGCCGGCCGGAACGACUCCAUCCCUUUGGAGGAUUUGACACCUGAUGUUUACAAAUCGUUCAUCAACAACCUCUGCCCGCGAUCUGAGAUUAACCAAAUAUUUGCUGAUCUCGGCGUGAAGAGCAGAAACUAUCUGACGGUGGAUCAGAUGACAGAAUUCAUCAACAACAAGCAGCGGGACCCGCGUCUGAACGAGAUCCUGUACCCGCCGCUCAAGCCCGAACAAACCCAGCUGCUCAUGGAGAAGUUUGAGCCCAACCCAGCCAUGAUUCAGAAAGGUCUGUCCCAGACAAACGCCUCUCUAAUUGUGUUUCUGUUGCAUCGCAGCCCCAAACAGCAAGCCAAAAUGGCAGAAUAUUGCCGAUCCAUAUUCGGGGACGCUCUUUUGACUGAGACUCUGGAGAAAUAUCCUCUCGAGCCAGGCGUUCCUCUGCCAAGCCCUCGAGAGCUCAUUGGAAAGAUCCUCAUCAAGAACAAGAAAUCUCACCCUAAACCCUCCGAUGGCAGCACUAAGAAGAAGCUGUCCGAACAGGCGUCCAACACAAACAGCGACUCGUCCAGCGUCUUUGAGCCGUCCUCUCCCAGCGCUGGACCCGCAGCACCUGCAGAGGUGGAGGCUGAGGAUGAUGAAGAUGAAGAUGAUGACGAUGAUGACUGUAAGAAGUCCAUGGACGAGGGUACAGCAGGAUGUGAAGCCUUUGCCACUGAAGAAAUGUCCACGCUGGUCAACUACAUCCAGCCCACCAAGUUCCACUCGUUUGAGAUUUCCAAGAAAAGCAAACGCAGUUAUCAGAUGUCGUCGUUCGUGGAGACCAAAGCACUGGAGCAUCUCACCAAGACGCCGGUGGAGUUCGUCGAAUACAACAAGUUUCAGCUGAGCAGGAUUUAUCCUAAAGGAACGCGUGUGGAUUCCUCCAACUACAUGCCGCAGGUCUUCUGGAACGCCGGCUGUCAGCUCGUCGCACUCAACUUUCAGACCAUCGAUCUGUCCAUGCAGCUGAACCUCGGCAUGUACGAGUACAACGGCAAGAGCGGCUACAGACUCAAACCAGAGUUCAUGAGACGACCGGACAAGCACUUCGACCCCUUCACAGAAAGCACUGUGGACGGCAUCGUAGCCAACACCUUAUCAGUGAAGGUUAUUGAUGCCCAAUUUUGUUUUUGUUCCCCCGUUGACACGAGACGAAAAGCUUUCAAGACAAAGACGUCCCAGAGCAACGCCAUCAACCCUGUGUGGGACGAGGAGCCCAUCGUCUUUAAAAAAGUGGUGUUGCCCACGCUGGCGUCCCUCAGGAUAGCCGUGUACGAAGAGGGCGGCAAGUUCAUCGGCCAUCGCAUCAUUCCCGUCUCAGCCAUUCGUCCGGGUUAUCGUUACAUCGGUUUGAGAAAUGAAAAGAAUCAAGCUCUAACUCUUCCCGCUAUAUUUGUGAAUAUCGAGGUGAAGGACUACGUUCCCGAUACAUUCGCCGAUGUCAUCGAAGCGCUGUCCAACCCCAUCAGAUACGUCAACCUGAUGGAGCAGAGAUCCAAACAGCUGGCGGCGCUCACUUUAGAGGAAGGAGAAGAGGAGAAAGAAACCAAAGAGGCGGAUCCUGGUGUUGAAAACCCUUCGGAGGUUAAAAGCGAACCCAAGCCCGUCCCGGUUGAGAACGGACUGAGUCACACACCCAGCAGCGCCGCUCCUAAACCCGUGUCCCAGAUCAGCACACAGCCACAGUCCACAGGCUCAACCAAACCAGCGGCAAAGACUGAAGAUCUGAUUCAGAGCGUCCUCACCGAGAUGGAGGCGCAAACCGUCGAGGAGCUCAAACAGCAGAAGGGCUUCGUCCGAGAGCAGAGACGACACUAUAAAGAGAUGAAGGACCUGGUGAAGAAACACCACAAGAAGACCACCGAGAUGAUCAAGGAGCACACGGCCAAAUACAACGAGUUCCAGCACGACUACCUGCGCAAACGGGCCGUCCUGCUGAAGUCUGCCAAACGAGACGGUAAGAAGAGGUGUUUGUCGUCCAGUCCUGAACACGGAGCCUCGUUCUUCGAGCAGGAACUGGCCAAUCUGGAUCAGGACAGCGGACAGAAACUGUCUGAACUCAAAGAACAGCUAGUGGAGAAGCUGGAGAUCAACAGGUCGUAUGUGAACGAGGUGGUGCAGCACAUCAAGAGGCUGGAAGACGCGCAGACUAAAAGACACGAGAAGCUGGUAGAAACCCACAAGAGCAUCCUGCAGCAGAUAUUAGAGGAGAAACCCAAACUCCAGAAUGACCUGGAUCAGGAAUACCAGGACAAAUUCCGGCGGCUUCCACUGGAGAUCCAGGAGUUUGUGCAGGAAAGCACCAAGAGAAAGACUGAGAACGGAGAGCAGGAGGUUCUGCCCUCUUCUUCCUCCACGCUGGAGAAACUCAUGCAGAAGGGAGCACAGUCUGAAGACGACACGGAGGAGGAGAAGAAAGACUGAUGCCGGAAACCUUCAGGAUCUCUUCCCACUUCACUUUUAUGUUCCUUCAUUAACAUAUUAGAGAUUUGUAAGGCUUGCGUUUACUACUGAGUUUGUGGAUCCGAGUCACGGAGCGUCGCAUCAGAAACACGGCUUCAUGUCGCGCUGGGAGUUAUACAUUUGUUUUACGUUUUUGUUUUUUACUUGACUGGAUACACACUAAGAUUCAAGUCUGAAUUAUUUCUAGUGUUUUGUUGUUUUGCUUCUCAUAAUAAUGAGUAAAAGUAAAAGUGUUUUAAUGGAAGAGAACGCAGGUCAUGACACUGCAUUGAGAUACUGUAGCCGUCAAUUAUCUUUAUCGGAUGAAUCUUACAAAAACGUCCUGGACAGUUCAACCCAAAACAACAAUCUGGGUCAUAUUUAACCCCAAAAAUAUAUUUUGCUUAGAGAUAAAUUAGUCUGUUG